This is a messenger RNA of Lactuca virosa, 243 nucleotides long. Lineage: Eukaryota; Viridiplantae; Streptophyta; Magnoliopsida; Asterales; Asteraceae. The record is from the annotation of a GenBank genome assembly.
AUGUCACAGAAGGACCGACUGGCUAUUGGUGAAAAGUAUAAAAAGGAGGAAGAGGCGAAAAAUAUGAAUAUAAUGGUGACAAUGAAUAUUGAAGAAGACAAGAUUUGUGCUGGUUUUCUCUCUCUAAAAUCUGGCGAUGCAAAAAGUCUAGUGUUCUCACUCCGCGUCACUUCCAUUCCUUUACGAUUCUGCUCUCUCCUUCUAGGGUUUUUAAUUAGAUUAUGCAUUGAUAGAAUUUGUUGA